Molecule: messenger RNA, 645 nt
Organism: Alnus glutinosa
Lineage: Eukaryota; Viridiplantae; Streptophyta; Magnoliopsida; Fagales; Betulaceae
Product: two-pore potassium channel 1-like
Exons: 2
Coding region: 1-645 (214 amino acids)
Biological process (GO): potassium ion transmembrane transport; stabilization of membrane potential
Cellular component (GO): plant-type vacuole membrane
Molecular function (GO): potassium ion leak channel activity
Source: RefSeq, a predicted model, not a curated record
AUGGUCUCCGUCUCUAAUGAUGCUAAAGAAUCAUUGCUUCUAGAUAUGAAAGAUCGUUCUCAUCUUAAUGAAAAGGAUGCCCUCCAGAGAAGAAGAAUAAAUGGAGUGGAAUCUCCUUUACCUCUUGAAUCUAUGUAUGUGAAACAACAAUUUUGCAUCAAGCAUGUGGUCUUUUUGUUGGCUGCCUACCUAGGUGGGGGCACCCUUUGUUUCUUCCUCAUCAGAAAUCAGAUCAAGGGUCAAAAAACAAAUGGGAUUCUUGAUUCCAUUUACUUCUGUGUUGUUACAAUGACCACAAUAGGAUAUGGGGACCUUGUCCCAGAUAGCAUACUGGCAAAACUACUUGCAUGCAUUUAUGUAUUCACAGGCAUGGCUCUUGUGGGGCUAUUUCUCAGUCAGGCAGCAGAUUACGUGAUAGAAAAGCAGGAAAUCAUUGUAGUUAGAGACAUUUACAUGAGUGGAAAUGUCAAUCCAAAUGGGAUUCUUAAGGAGGUUGAAACCAACAAAGUUAAAUACAAAUUUAUUAUGGUGGGGGUUCUUCUUCUGGUGCUUAUUGUUGUAGGAACUGUCUUCUUGUUUUUAGUUGAAGAAUUGAACUUUAUGGACGCAUUUUAUUUUGUUUGUUCAACCAUCACCAUAAAAUAG